CUUACUGUAGUGUGAUUCGGAUUCGACGUUCCCUCGUUAGUAUCCUCGAGAUCUACUUCAGCACUUUACAACUUCAUGCUGCGAAAACUAUACAGGCCAGACCCGCGCAGCAUCGAGGCAGGGCUACCUGGCACCUGAUGCAGUCCCGCGACGUUGUUUGGAAAUGCCGAAAGGCUGGCUGCAUGGCGAUAUUGAAAUCUCGGGUACCUCAACGCCGUGGGUGUCCGGCGGUACGGCGGUGGAGCCUGCGUCGAACACUUCCACUUCCACUUCCACACUCCACCGCCCAUCGUCCACAUUUAGACAGCCGUCACUGGCUUGCGGCCUUGCACACGCAUGACGAAGGAAG
This is a messenger RNA of Hyaloscypha bicolor E, 349 nucleotides long. RefSeq lists its product as uncharacterized. Lineage: Eukaryota; Fungi; Ascomycota; Leotiomycetes; Helotiales; Hyaloscyphaceae. The transcript has a single exon. The record is from RefSeq and is a predicted model, not a curated record. The coding region runs from base 164 to 340 and encodes 58 amino acids.